GUCUAGUUCGCAGUAAAAGUCGUUUUGGUUUUGAUCGUUGCGUGCGCUGACCCGCCUACUAAACAUAUGCGUACCCCCCGAGGAGUAGAUACCAGGAAGAAAAUAUGUUUCGAUGUUUGACAAUGCAGAGCUAAAGAAGUUUCAAGAAUUUUCCAACUCAGAAGCACUACACUGCAGUGGGUGUUUCGGGAUUGUCCAUGAAUCACUGCUCCCGACUAGAACCAUUCUUCAACGUCGCACUUCUAUCUUGUACGUAGAAAAGUUAUCGAGCCUCGGUUCUUGUUGCCUCCCAGUCUAUUGUUUUUGCUGUCAUCAACUCAACAAGGUAAAGUGACGAGUCGUUGCUAGUCGUAUUCGUGAAGAGGGACAAGCACUGUUUGUCGUUGUCGUUGAGUAGGGAGCGAAGACCACAAUGAGCGAGGAGCUGCACUCGAGAGAACAAUAAGUGUGAGCGAUUUGGAAAUGAAAGCAUAACGUUGAUCGAACGUGUGACGAACACGAAACUCAUGCUCGGAGUAAGUCUUCUAUUUCUGCAUCACAAUAAGUCUGGCACAUCACAUCGCAUGAUGUUUAUUCUGAAAUACAGUCAGGGACUACAUUGUUUCCACCGUCGCACCCUACCACCCCAAACCUCCAAAAAUUCCCGCCUCCCCAUGACUUCAUACACAAUAAAUUGAAAAAUUUAGUUGAUGACUUCAUACACAAUAAAUCGAAAGAGAUUGUAGUUUGUAGCUUCUGUGUCUUCUACUUCAACGUUCUAAUAGGUUGAAAAUUUUGCUGUGUUUAUACUGUUGAACUACAAGUAGAAGAUUAGUGGCAUUACAAAGGGAACUCGAACAUGAUGAUGAAAAAAAGGAAAGAUGAGGACAAGAAGCCCGUCGAGCAGGAGGUGGCGGAGCUUCAGCGUACUACUCUUCAACUACUACCCUCUUUAGAAUUUGAUUUUGCUGGUAGCUUGCAGAUGAUUUCCCUGUUUUCCCUUUUAGGACUCAACAACGACAAAGAAAUAGUACAUUCUCCCGCUUCUAGAAACUUCUCACUCCACACCUUCAAUCUGAACAACCACCAAUUACUACAGGGAAAUUCCGCGUCCUCGAAAAUGACAAGAGAGCUUACUCUGAGGACAGUCAAGGCGUCAUCCGCAAGCAACGAGCAAGCAUCGAAAAGCUUACUCGGGAAAACAGGCAAAUGAAGCAAGAACUCUCCGAAGUACGAAGAGCUGAUAGAGGUGGGCCUGAGGCACGAAGAGCAGGUGAAACACUGGCAAAGAUUGCGGAAAGCAAGGAGUCACUUGGUACUAUAAGGGUCUGCAUCUUCUUCAUGUGUUGUGUAAUCAUUUUCCUUAUAUCGCAGGAUGGAAGAGAAGUAGAAAAAUCGUGAAAAUGAAUUUGAAAUUGAGCAUCAAAAAAUCUAGACUUCUUCACAUUUCUUCACAUCUCCCUUUUGCCAAUGACAACAACAGAAAAGCAAAUCGCGAAGGAGUUCGAGAUGAAGACGAAGAUUGAGGAAAAGACCGAUAUCGUGGAAGCAAAGACUAUCCAAGUCCGAGAGGAACUAGGACUGAAAGGUGGUGUCAACGCCGCCAAAGAGUCCGCAGCAGCAGUAGCAAAGCAGAUCAGAGUGCUGGAGAACAGGCUCGAUAAAGCGUUGCAGGUAAGUACUUUUCGUCUUAUUCCUGAAUAUAUCGAUUAUACGGUUUUCUUUCGUCCAAGACAGAGCAAAAAUAAGUAAAAAAACAUGAACUGAACACACCCCUCCAACAGAAAUUCAACGAAGCAGUAGCCGAAAACAAGAAAUUGCGAGACACUAUUGAUAGCCUACGAAGCGAGCGAGUCGUCUUCGAUAACAUCUACGCGAAACUAGAAAAAGAAUUCGAGCAAAAGAAGAAGGAAAUGGCAAAUAUCAUCGAACAGGUACUGUUCUUGUGCUUUGUUGUUUCUCGGUCCAUUCAACAUUCUUUAAAAACAUAAUCUAAGUGAACAGGUACUGUUCUUGUGCUUUGUUGUUUCUCGGUCACUGGCUUAGUGGUUUAGGCGUUGGCCUGUUCACUUAUCACAUUCAACAUUCUUCAACAUAAUCAUAAUCUAAGUUUGACCAACUUCAUGGUGAAGAUUUCUGUUGUUGAUAUCACAUUACAACAUGCUUCACAUUUUUUCCGCAAAACCCAACUUCUAGGCAAACGCAGCAUACGAAGCACGAGACGCAGCGCAGGCGCAAAUGACAAGUCUCAAGCAGCAAGCGGACAAAGAGCAUCAAGAAUUCGAGAAAGAGUGUACUUACCUCCACAGAAGAUGACUUGUUGAAAAAAAGAUUCAUGCUAAGUAGCUAAAUACCAUCAGUGGUCCUUAGUUGUAUCUACAACUUAAUCUUCUGAAAUUCAGCAAACAACAUCCUUCCGUAUAUCUAUGAGUAUAAAUAAUAUCGAAUAAACCACUAACACCAGGGAAGGAACUCGGACGGCUUAUCGAGAAUGAUAAGAAGAUGAAGGAAUUUAUGCGACAGAAGGAGAGGAAUCGUGGCGUUGAGGAGCAUAAGGGCGAUAUGAGUAAAAAUAACUUCCUUUUGAUCUACUCUGGGAUUUCACAUAAAGCAAAACAUUAUGACCAGCACUCUACCCCUUAACAUGUUCUUGUUCCAUAAAAAUCGGAUCUUUGAUAUUCAUGUGGUGAUCAUGAUUGCCUCUUUUUUCCGCCUCUCUUUCAGGCGCCGACGAAGAAGACAAGAUGAAGAAGAAGGUAACGAAGAACGCGUGGAUGAUUGCAAAGGGAAAGGUUGCGCAGAGCGCUAACACAGAGAGGAUAACAGUCUAUGAGGAAGCAUUCGCGAAGAUUCAGGUAGUUUCUAGUAAAUGAACUCCACACACGAUCUUCAUCUUGCUGAGUGCUUAGGUAGAUACAAAAAUUUAGACUAAUGACCUUAUCGUCCUGAAUGAGAAGACCCAGCAGACACAACCUUCCACCAUUCAUCCAUUUCCACUCACAACAGGCUGCCACCGGUAUUAGUGACAUUGACGACCUAGUGCAGAACUUCGUGAACGCUGAGGACGGAAACUUCUCACUGUUCAACUACGCCAAUCUGUUGAAUAACCAAAUCGAGAGGUUAGAUCUCGAGAUUCAAGCUCUAAAGGGCGAAUAUGAGACAUUGAAGAGCGGUGGACCAGGAGGUACAACUACCUUCGAUGUAGUUUUUUUACUUGGUUUGCUGGUUGUGAACUUGUGAACCGCCAACCUAGCAGUUUCAUCAUCAUUUUGUACUUGGUUUUCUGCUUCAGGCAUGAUAAUGUUCAAAAACUUCUGCGUGUACUUUAUCUUCGUCCCUCACCUUCUCCUCUUAUCGUUAUUUCCUCACCACCUAGUGAUUCUCAAUCUCACCGCGACUUUUUUAGGUUCCAACGAAAAGCAGAAGCUCCUAGGAGAGUUAGAGGAGAAGUGGAAUCGAGCCGAUAAGCGUGCAGAGCACUACGAGUUGAAAUAUCAACAGGCAUUGAAGACCCUCACCGCAGUUAGAGCCGGUCUCCAGAGCAUCUAUAACCGGUAACAUUUUUACUUGUGAAUGGCUUGUGUCUAGAAUGGAAUUUGGUUGCAUAGAAAAUCAUGACUUGUGUCCUCGCAAUCAAUCAACAUAUGAAUAUCUUGCACAACUUUAGAAAUUUCCAACCCCACUGACUCAGUCUCGGCUGCUCGCAGACUGCCGAGCACGGUGCUCUCGGCCUUCAGGGCGUUACCGAGGGCAACAUGCUCCAGUAUCUCGGUGUCAUCGAGACUCGAGCGAACGAGAUCCUGCUGUUGCACACUGCCCUGCAAGAGGGCGACGAGGAGGAGGGUGACCUUCCAGGCACGCGCGAGCCCAUGAGCCAGCUGCAGAUCAAACUUCCGUCAACAGUAGAAGACUACACCGAUGACGAAGAUGAAGAUGAGGAUGAUGACACACGACCGUUUACGCGUGAAGAGCUCAAGCUCAAGACGCAGCGUGGCUUGCAACGCAAACAGGAGAAGGGACUCAGGAAGGGGCAUCGCUAAACAAUUAUCAGUUGCUCAAGAAGGUAGUACAACUAGUACAACUGCGGUCGUGUAGUAGAAGGAGAAGGAUUUACUAAUAGGAGUACCAUACUGGUGCUUGUUCUUCUACUUCUUAUGAAACGAAAAUCUGUUAUCAUUAUCAAGUUUCUUAAGUAGAAAAGUACGAUAAUGAUAAGAGAUUUUGGUUUCAUACUUCUUGCACUACAACUACUCGGAGCACAACUCCUUCCGAUAAUGACAAGAAAGAAUCCCCCUUGGAGCCUCCUGAACACGCUGACGCGUCCAAUCGUGAGCUCGAAAAUCGUUCAAAUCUUAGACCAUUUACAGUUCUUGAUGCAUGCAGAAUAACAGAUCUCCGAUAUUAAUUAUUCGCUUUCACUACGCAACAAUAUCGAUUAUGAAAACUUCAAGUCUAUUAACUUCACCGACAAAUACAACAGACGACGAAUCCAAAAAAUAGCAUCCACUACGCGCAACAAGGAACAAUUAUAGAUGUACUUUUUAGAUCGUGACUCAUUUAAUUCUGAUUGAAAUUGAUCUCAUAUUCGCAAAAAGUAUACCAGCGGAGCAUGCGCGACAUGCUCCAGCCUUGAACACUAUUAUGGAUGACAGAUUGAUCAUGUAGAUGUAGCUACCUAAACGAAUUGAACUUGCGCAUGUUAUCCUAGACGCACGAAGUAGUGUAACCGGAGCUUGUAUUUUGAUAAACUAACUACAAGAUAAACCGUAUGAACGGAACGAGUCAUCACAACUACUAUAUCGACCAAGCAAAAAAAACGAGAUAUUGAAUAGCUCAUACAGACUUACCAGAAACGCAGCAUAUUGUUCUCGUUAUUGUCUAAUUUUCUUCUAGAUACUAUGAAGGGAUGAUAUUCAUCUACUUGUAAAUUUCAGCUUGUUCCUACAAUAGAAGAAUUGAAAGUCUUCUACACGACCAUAAUUUAUCGAACUAUUACAAUUACAUCAUCAGAAAAAGGAAUUCUUGAUACAGUAACUUACUCAGUCUCAGAAUGUAGUACUGAUCCACUCGUGCGACGCUAAACGAACAAGAUCGCACAGGAUAUUCGACAAAGGAAUAAAAUGCAAAGCUAUAACAAUCGAAAAAUCUCUCUUGAAUAAAAUGUACAGAAUCGUUGUAGAGGACAAGUAGAAUGCAAAUCGUUAUAGGAAAUCAGAAAGCGCGGUUGUUCGCAGUUGGUUCUUGGUUUUUCCAUCGGGUGUUCCGACCUUUCCUUUCAUCGUUGUCGAAAAAA
Molecule: messenger RNA, 5272 nt
Organism: Amoebophrya sp. A25
Lineage: Eukaryota; Dinophyceae; Syndiniales; Amoebophryaceae
Source: the annotation of a GenBank genome assembly